Lucilia sericata (common green bottle fly) is the source of this 935-nucleotide messenger RNA. Its product is annotated as pupal cuticle protein Edg-84A-like. The record is from RefSeq and is a predicted model, not a curated record. The transcript has 4 exons. The coding region runs from base 275 to 913 and encodes 212 amino acids. Lineage: Eukaryota; Metazoa; Arthropoda; Insecta; Diptera; Calliphoridae. Gene Ontology annotation, cellular component: extracellular matrix.
AUCAUAGUGGUAGCUGUGGUGAUAAUGAUGAUUUGUGUAUCCAACAUGAGUAAAUUGAGAAUGUGUGUUUAUGCAGAAUGAAUGGUGACCUUGCCGCAAAACUAAAGUACCUGUUCCUGGGUCAUUGAUGAAACUCUCUUAAGAAGACAACAACAAAACUAAAAUUAUGAACUAUAUGUAUUACUGAUUUGGAGUGCUGCAGGACACAAGAUCACAGUUCACUUGCAACGUUGAUUCCUUCGACAUUCAAACAAGUUUCAACAUUUUAUUCAAAAUGCAGAUUAAAGUUAUAUCAUUCCUCGCCUGUCUUGCUGCAGUCAGUGCUGGUCUUUUGCCUGAAGCUUCCCCGGAAAACUUUGAUUCACAUCCCAAUUAUAACUUUAAAUAUAGUGUGGAUGAUGCCAUAACUGGUGACGUUAAAACUCAGACCGAGACUCGUGAUGGCGAUAAUGUGCAAGGUCAAUACACCCUUAAUGAUGCUGAUGGUUAUAAACGUAUAGUUGACUACUCUUCGGAUGCUGUUAAUGGUUUUAAAGCUGUUGUUCGUCGGGAGCGUUUGGAAAAUGUACCUGCUAAAAUAGUUGUGCCACAACAAGUUGUAACUAAAGCCCCAAAAUAUAUAGCACCUAAACCUGUCACUACUACUGUUGUACAUCAUCACCAACCCACUGUCUACCAUCAAACUCCUCAAACUCUACAUUUCUUACAUUCAUCACCAUCGGCAGCAAUUGUUAAAUCAGCUCCUGCUUUAAUUUCCACAACCACCACCCAUCAUCAUUCACCAGCCAUAGUACAUCAUAGCCCAACAGUAGUACAUCAUGCACCAGCAGCUGUGGUCCAUCAUGCUCCCGCUUUAGUUAAGACAUCGAUUAGCACACCUCAUCAUGUUUCUUACCUCCAUUAUCAUCAUUAAAUCCAUGUUGAAAUUUGUUAAA